Chrysochloris asiatica (Cape golden mole) is the source of this 2710-nucleotide messenger RNA. It is a transcript of the gene KIF18A, whose product is annotated as kinesin family member 18A. The transcript has 16 exons. Gene Ontology annotation, biological process: microtubule-based movement. Gene Ontology annotation, molecular function: microtubule motor activity; microtubule binding; ATP binding. NCBI's taxonomy places the organism in Eukaryota, Metazoa, Chordata, Mammalia, Afrosoricida, Chrysochloridae. The coding region runs from base 17 to 2710 and encodes 897 amino acids. The record is from RefSeq and is a predicted model, not a curated record.
CUUAAGAUUGUCAACAAUGUCUGUCAGUGAGGAAGACCUGUGUCACCACAUGAAAGUAGUUGUUCGUGUACGUCCUGAAAAUACAAAAGAAAAAGAAUCUGGAUUCCCCAAAGUGGUUCAUGUUUUGGAUAAGCAUAUCCUAGUUUUUGAUCCCAAACAAGAAGCCAGUUUUAUACAUGGAAAGAAAACUAUAAAUCUAAAUAUUUUGAAGAGACAAAAUAAGGAUCUUAAAUUUGUAUUUGAUGCUGUUUUUGAUGAAACUUCAACUCAGUUGGAAGUUUUUGAACAUACUACUAAACCAAUUAUUCGUAAUUUUUUGAAUGGAUAUAAUUGCACAGUACUUGCUUAUGGUGCUACUGGAGCUGGGAAGACCCACACUAUGCUAGGAUCGACUGCUGAGCCUGGAGUGAUGUAUCUAACAAUGUUAGAACUUUACAAGUCCAUGGAUGAGAUUAAAGAAGAGAAAGUAUGUAGUACUACAGUUUCUUAUUUGGAGGUAUACAAUGAACAGAUCCGUGACCUCUUAGUAAACUCAGGGCCACUUGCUGUCCGUGAAGAUGCCCAAAAAGGAGUGGUUGUUCAGGGAUUGACUAUCCACCAGCCCAAAUCCUCAGAAGAAAUUUUACAACUAUUAGAUAAUGGAAAUAAAAACAGGACACAGCAUCCCACUGAUAUUAAUGCAACAUCGUCUCGUUCUCAUGCUGUUUUCCAGAUUUAUUUGCGACAACAAGACAGAACAGCAAGCAUCAAUCAAAGUGUUCGUAUUGCCAAGAUGUCACUCAUUGACCUCGCAGGGUCUGAGCGUGCCAGUGCUACAAGUGUGCAAGGCAUCCGCUUUAGAGAAGGCACGAAUAUUAAUCAAUCACUCUUAGCUCUUGGAAAUGUCAUCAAUGCCUUAGCAGAUGCAAAGAGAAAAAAUCAGCAUAUUCCUUACAGAAAUAGUAAACUCACUCGCUUGUUAAAGGAUUCUCUUGGAGGAAACUGUCAAACUAUAAUGAUAGCUGCCGUUAGUCCUUCCUCUAAAUUCUAUGAUGACACCUAUAACACUCUUAAGUAUGCUAACCGCGCAAAGGACAUUAAGUCUUCUUUGAAGAGCAAUGUUUUUAGCCUCAACAACCAUAUAACUCAAUAUGUAAAGAUCUGUAAUGAACAGAAAAAAGAGAUUUUAAUGCUAAAAGAAAAAUUAAAAGCCUAUGAAGAACAGAAAGCUUUUGCUGAUGAAAAUAAAAAAGCAAAGUUAAUGAUUUCAAACCCUCAUGAAAAAGAAAUCAAAAGAUAUCAAGAAAUUCUGCACUGCUUGUUCCAGAAUCGAGAAGAAAUCAGGCAAGAAUAUCUGAAGAUAGAAAUGUUAUUAAAAGAAAAUUUACUUAAGACGUUCCAUGAACAACAGUGCCAUAAACAAAUAGAAAUGAUGUGCUCUGAAGACAAAGUAGAAAAGGCUACCUGCAAACGAGAUCACAGACUUGAAAUGUUGAAAACACGUCGCGGCUAUCUGGAAAAGAAAAGGGAGGAGGAAUUGAAGCAAUUUGAUGAAAAUACUAAUUGGCUCCAUCGUGUCAAAAAUGAAAUAAGCCUCUUAGGUCAAAAUGGUGAUAUUCCAAAGGAACUCAAUAAAGAUCUUCGAUAUCACCAUUUACACCUCCAAAACAAAGAUUUGAAAGCACAAAUUCAGCAUACAAUGGAUCUAAUAAGUCUUCAAGAACAGCAUUAUAAUCAGACAGAGAUAGUAUUGAAUACUUUACUUCCAGCCUUCAGAAAACAGUGGUGCGCAUUAAAAGAAGCUGGCCUUUCAACUGCUGCUUUUGAAUCUGACUUCAGAGUAAUUCAGCAUUUAGUUGAGAGGAAAAAAAUGGUGGCUUGGGCUGACCAAACUGAUGACCAUCCAAAGCAAAGGGAUCUCCCAGGCGUUUCUGUGGUUAUGACCUUUUCACAACUUGGACCAGUUCAUUCUGCUAGUUGUGAGUAUGGACUUUGCACAUCUUCAAAUGAAUUUGCUCCACUUACAGUUCCUCCACAUAAAAGAACUCGGAGAAAACUAAUGCCUUCUCCCUUGGAAGCAAAACUUAAGGAAAAGUCUGUACUGUCUGAAAGUGUUCAGCUCAAUGAUUCCUUCAGCAAAGAACUUCAUCCUAUUGUAUAUACUCCAGAAGACUGUAGAAAAACUUUUCUAACUCAGUCUACUGGGACCUUUAUGAAACCAUCAUCACAUUCUAUGAGUUUUCAGGCCAUCAGCUCAAAUAUAAACAGCAGUAACUCUCAGAAGAUGUUAUGUUCUCCUUUUAGUAGGAGAACAGAAUGUGGAGAGGAAAAUUUGGACUCUACAUUUAUUAUUUGCAAAGAUACCAAGAGUUGGAAGAGUGAAUUGCCUGUAAAAGAAUCACUGCCAAAUGACAAUAACAUUUUGCAAAGGUUUGACUCUUCUACAUUGUCGACUAGACAUCCCAUGGCUGUACCAAGCAUAGUGCCGUCCUACAUGGCAAUGACUGCUGCUGCCAAGAGGAAACGGAAAUUAGCCAGUUCUGGAUCAAAUACUUCAUUAACUGCUUCAGCAAACUCUGGACUUGCCAAACGUGUUCGACAAGAUAGUUCAAGUGAUAAGCAUGUACAAGAAAGCAGAUCUACAGUGGAAUACAGAAGAAGCAACCAUAAAACAAAUUCAAGCUCAGUUAGAAAAUUUGGAAGACAUACUUUAAAAGGAAAUCUGAUAUAA